This is a messenger RNA of Cadophora gregata, 4101 nucleotides long. RefSeq lists its product as uncharacterized. The coding region runs from base 1615 to 3297 and encodes 560 amino acids. The record is from RefSeq and is a predicted model, not a curated record. Lineage: Eukaryota; Fungi; Ascomycota; Leotiomycetes; Helotiales; Ploettnerulaceae. The transcript has a single exon.
CCCGGUAUGAAACUAUCUAAGCUGCUUUUACUGAUUUCUAUGGCUAACUUGAUACCUAUAGAACUGAAUCCUUGGGUUCUACUAGAGUACGAAGGAAUGGAAGUGUUGGGAGAUCUAGCUACCAAUUAGGACGCUCGCUUUAGUGUUUUCCUUGAAUGAAAAUAUUCGAACUCUGCUUUAUAUCAUGACUGCGACUUUCUUUUCCUUUUCAUGUCAGUGACCAUGAUGGUGGUCCAUGCCAAGACCUUUGGUUAUGGUUAAUCUGUGCAACUUCGAGAGAGGAAAGCGACUCAACCUUUCUCAAGAGCUUUAAUGCGUCUAAUUGGUAUGAAAGUCUGAACCUAAGCUGGCAGUCCAGGUGCUAUUGAGAAGAAUUAAAUGCCCAUUUCACUCACUAUCGCCCCCUCUGCAGCAAUCUGGUAAGCUUGAUAGAUCACAUUUAUGCAAUGCAUAGAUUGACAGAACGAUUUAAGAGCUCGUAGCUCCACACAGAGAAGCCGACUAUUACCGCUCAGUCGAAAGUUUGACUGUCGGAAAUCACAUCUUAGACAUCCUCUGCAAGCAGAUGGAAUGCUGUGCAUUCCACAGCAGGAUGAUGACCGGAGUGAGGCCGGGAAAUAAACUCCAUGUCGGGGACUCGGCGUCAUCAACCCACAUAUGAGUAGCAUCAUCGCACAUAUAAAAGAAAACGGCAAAAGCGCAACUGGUGAUGGAUGCACUUGUACCUUGUUUACGUGUUCGUGAAGGAAACUUGAUCCAUCCCCUGUAAGUUGUUUUUAGGCGGCCAGUCCCGUCCCAUGUGCCAGGGCCAUCAGCCGCCGCUCAUUCGCCGACACGCUAGGAAAUAGUGGGGGCACACUUUACCAGCCACCACCCAGAAUCCCAAUUUGACCAAAACACCGGAUCACCAGCCUCCUCCAGCAAUCCAGGGUUCUGGUCCUUAAGGGUCGGGAGGUUCGACAUGGGCUGGUAUUUCUAAAGAUCUGUUGUCUCUUCACAUCCAAGACAAAAUCUUACAACUUCAGCACUUUGCGUUGUCAAGAUCAAUACUUUUGUACGCUCCAGCCCAUCGUCUGAUCGAGCCAUAAUCAGGCGAAGCCAAGCCCAUUCCAGUUACCAACUCGCACUAUCGAUAAGCUGUCAGCCAGCUGUCACGAUAAGCUACAGCACAGUAGUGCCCCUCCUCGGCUCCAGGGUUUCAUCUUGAUCUCCCACGCAUUCCAGACCAUCACAAUAUUCAGCUGAAUCAAAACUUCCACCGCUGUACUACUCGACUCGGCUCGACCUCACCUUCGUUUCCUUCACGAGUCCCUCUGUCCUCGGUGAUCUACGAAACAAACAAAAAGGCCUCCACCCGCAAUCGGCCCCAUCCGAUCUCCGUUCCACGAUCCCACGAAAACCACAAGAUUCGUCACUCCCUGUGUAUUUGCGACACGGCGUGCGACAGUCGACCGUGUAUCCUUGCACAAGGCCAAUUUUGCAUGAACAAAACCCGGAAGCGAGUCUAUACUUCCCUCGAAAUAUAGAUAUCGGAACUGCUGGAAAGGGGAGUCGCGACCAGGCUAUACGAGGGACGAUUCAUGCGAAAGGACCGCUGCGCAUUCUAACUGAACAAUGCUUCACCCUUCCCCAACAAAGACAAAGACAUCGACUGUAUCCCUUACACCCAACAGCAUUCCAAGUACUAUCACUAACCCAAAACAUCACGCCAAUACUGCGAGGAGGACCAUAUCUGCGAGAGACAUAUCUGCAGCUACGAGUCGCAAUUCCAGUGGGCAGGUAUGGGCAGAGGAUUAUUGCUCAUUUGAUAUUGGCGGAUCGAAUUCAGGGGAAGAGGACUCGGGAAUACCUGCACCACCUCCAGCAGCAACACUCACUUCGACGCCUUCUCCAUUACCUUCAGAGGAAGAAGAAUCACAGCCCGUGAGACAGCCACGGACACACCAGCGCUCGCUGACAGCAUUAUUACCAUUUCGAACGAAUACCGCCGGUCCAGAGAGUCCUACCAAGGUGGACAUUGAGGGCGACUUCAUGCCUACAUUGACGGGAGAUAAGGAGGGCGUCAUCAAGAUCGCAGACAGAAGGGGAGGACUCAGUUCGUGGUUCACCGGAUCCUCAGCACCGAUGACAGUUGGAGUUCCCAUCAUGGAGCCCGAAACGACGACAUCUCGGGACGGAAGUCCACAACGACCAGCAGCAAAGCUACAGAAGAGACCGACAGAAUCAGCAACCCCCACGCGGACGAACACAGGCGGAAUGUUCGGUUUCUUCUCACCAAAAUCACCAUCGAGAUCCCCCAAAACCGUUCAAAUACCCGCAGAGCUCAAUGACGACGAAUUCCUCACCCUCGACGUAACAACAGCACUAUUCCCCUCCGGCGAACCCUCAGCACAAGACCCAUUCUCCCCCGCCGCAUUCAAGAACCUCCUCAUCAAUGCCGAAGGUCUCCUCCUCAAACUCCAAACAGCAUACAAACUCCGCACGCUCUCCCUACACGAACUGUCCGCCGAAAAGGACGCCAUGAGCGAGGAAUUGGAAGAGGCGGAGACACGAGCGAAAUGUUUGAAGAGCCAGCUGGACGACAUGGCGCAUCAGAUGUCCGUGAAGGAUACCGCGAUAGCAGAUCUUGCUGCUGAACUCGCAGUGGAGAAACAGGCACGCGCAGAAGAGAAGCUCGCGCGCGAGCAAUCCAUCGCGCUCGUAAAGGCUAGAGCAGACCGCGACAUGAAGCGUGGCUCAAACAGCAACAUCUCCAUCAAUAGCACUGGCGAAGAUCUCGGCAUCUCAUCCGGAGGCAGGAGAAACCGAAGUAGUGGAGCUUCCUCCGCGCUCAGCACAGACGGAGAAAGCGGUUCAGAGUUCGAAGCCGAUUCCGUCUUCUCGCGAAGUCGAAGCCCGACCUUCACGAUGAGUAGUGUCAGUGUAGCAGGCACGAUGGAUAGCACUCCUGAGAUUAUGCAGGCGAGCUUUGCGCGCGUGGUGCCUAAUCCGGGACAGAAUCCAGGACGACCCAAAUUGACGCAGCAGAGAAGUACGUUCCAGAAGAUCUUGUCGGGGAUGGGCGGUGCGGCUACUGCAGGAGAAGAGGUAGAGAGUGAGAGUGAGAGGGAAAGGGAUCCGCUUGAGGGUAUUGGCAUGGGUGAGGAGGGGUGUAGCAAUUGUCGUGGGAAGGACGCCAGUGUGGCGUGGGAUACGGUCGGGCUGAUGAGGGCGGAGAAUAAGGGGUUGAAGGAGAGGGUGGGGAGUCUGGAGGCUGCUGUUGAGGGGGCUCUGGAUUUGUGUAAUGGCUUGGGUUGAGGACCUGUAUGUACACUUUUCCGAUUUGGCGACUUUCAUUGCAAAGUUUGGAUUCGGGAGUGGAGUGGAGUGGAGUGGAGUACAUUUAGAUAUAGAUUGGCUACACUGGCAUGGCACGGCGCUUCGCCAGUUCUGUACAUAUACCUGGCUUGGAUCCAGAUCCAGAUCCGGGGUUCUCUUGGGAAGGGCUUUGGAUGGACUGGACGAGGGUGGGAUUGGAUUUUGCAUCUAGUACUCUUACACUGGCAUUGGUAUACCCUGGUGGUUGGUUCAUUGGCUUCCUGUUUCCUGCUUCCUGGUCUGCACUCUGGAGGCCUCUACGAGUAUAGAGUAGCUAGCUAUGGCUUACAGAUGCAGAUGCAGAUGCAGAUGCAGAUUGCAGAUAUAGAAUAUAGAAUAUUGCUAGAACAAUUGGAUUGAGAAUUGAAUAUAGCGGAUAUAUCAUUACCUCCGUACGGAGUUACCGUAUAGAAUGGAAUGGAAUAGAACUGGACUGGACUGAGCGUGUAUGAAGGUCUUUAUCUGUUUGUCUUCUUGUAUGUCUGCCUUUCUCGUCGUGAGUGAGUGAGUGAGUGAGUGAGUCAGAUUCGUGAGAUUUGGAUCAGAUCAGAUCAGCGAAAUUCUAUGUGUAGGUAGGUAGGUAGGUAGGUAGGUAGGUAGGUAGGUAGUGUAGGUAUCUUUCUUUCUUCCUUUCUUUCUUUUUGCUCUUCCUACCAAACCUGAGUCUUUGACAUCCAUGAUAUUCACGCCUGUAUCUAUCUUAUCUAUCUAUCUCCUGCUUCAUCAUUAUAAAGUAAUUCGCCG